This is a messenger RNA of Schizophyllum commune H4-8, 1957 nucleotides long. RefSeq lists its product as uncharacterized. The transcript has 5 exons. Lineage: Eukaryota; Fungi; Basidiomycota; Agaricomycetes; Agaricales; Schizophyllaceae. The coding region runs from base 352 to 1641 and encodes 429 amino acids. The record is from RefSeq and is a predicted model, not a curated record.
UUUGACGGCCCGCCGACGCGAGCUCCGAACACAGCGCUACAAAAGUGACAAUAGCUCGCUGGCAGGUAAAAGUCUGCGCAGCCUGCAACGCUAGUGGACCCGCACGGUACUUCCGUACGCCAACGAACUUCGACCGCUGAAGCAAAGUAACUGCGUGUGUGUGGUAACGCAAGCCCCCAUUCAUCGAAGUCCCUGUCCUUGAUGUCAGCCGAAACAAUCGACACUGACAGGACACCGUAACUCGUCCGACAUCAUCAGCCGGUGCAUAUGCUUGACGCGCAAUCAGUGGAAUUCCUCUGACCGUUGCCGCCUCCACGUUCGUCCCUUCGCCUUUCCCAUUUCGCGCUCACGAUGGCUCGAGUUGAGCAGGAAGUACUGGACCUCAUAGUCGACGACCUCGAGGGCGACUAUGGGGCCCUCAUGGCUUGCGCGAGCGCCAGCCGGUACUUGCUUCCUCGGGCACAGUACCACAUUUUCUCUAAAAUUUCCCUCAUUCCGCCCAACAUCAAAAAGCCACUCUCCGAGGUCCAGCUCAAGGCGCUGAACCUCACGUUGCGGCCCUUCAAUAUCCACCGCUUCGUGGACAUCGUGCGCCGCGAGCCGCGCAUCGCCACGUACGUACGCGACCUCGAUAUCCUCGAGGGCGGCUGGGGCGCGCUCUCCUUCACCAAGCAGGAUGAGCACUACGCGAGCCCUUGGGUGGAGGAGUUUUCGGCGGAGCUCUGCGAGCUGCUCUCCCAGUUCACGCGGGUGCGCCGCUUCUCGCUCGGUCGCUGGACGGGAACCUUCCCGCCGCAGCUGAGCGAUUGUAUCUGGCGUCUCCUCCUGCGGUGUCCUAUCCGCCACCUGACGCUAUACGACUCCCUCAUCCCGAUGGCAGUCGUGGAGGGCUGCCCUGGUCUCGAGAGCAUGCAGCUUGGCUGCAGCUGCACCUUGGCGGGCCCGGCGGCCAAUGACAUGUCGCUCGUCGUGUGCGCGCCCAAGGCUGUGCAGCUGCGCGGCCUGAACGUGUCCGGCCUCUGGGGGAACAAUGCGAUCGUGAAGUCGCUUCUGGCGCGCUUCCUAGACCCGAACUCCGCGCUGGACGCGAGCUCCAUCCGGCACCUGUAUCUCACGCUCGACUCCGCCGAUGGCGAGGAGCUCCUGUGCGUGGCGACGCUUCUGCAGCUGUGCGCGCCGUCGCUAGAGGCGUUCGAGUUUCGGGGCGCGAUGAAUGUCGACAUGCCCAUCGAGACGUUCAACCGAUACAUCGACAUAUCCUGCUGCCGGACCUUACGCGUGAUGACUCUCUCCUGUGGCCUCGAGUCCCCCGACACUGCCGACGACGACUACCGCGACCCGAUCCCGGCGGUGAUCGAGCUUCUUGGGCGCGUGCGGUGCUCCAUCGAGGUUGUCGAUCUCAACCUCAUUCCCGUCGACCUCGGUGACAGCGCCGAUGCGGAGGAGGACCUCGACGUCGCGGACAGCUACGCGCCGUACUGGGAGGCGCUCGACACGUUGGCCUCGGCAGCGUUCCCGCGCCUGCGCGACGUGAACCUGAUCUUCCACACGUGGGGCACGAUGUCGCGCGAGGUCGAGCACUGCAUCUUCUCGCAUAUGCCCAACCUCUACGGCUCGGGAAGGUUGCGCAUCAGCUACUAGGCGUCCAUUCUCAUCGACUUGAUGAACGGCAGGACCGAUAUAUAUCGUGUUUGCGCUGGUACCUUUCUUUGGACCAGGCGCAAGCACUUUUUACUUACGGUAGUUUCCGGCUUGUCAAAAGAGAGCUCCGACGUUUCAGGAGCGCUGUUGCAUCGUACCUCCUUUUGACGAACCGGGUCUGUACUUCGAACUAUGGCCUUUCACCGCUCGCACUAUGCGCUGCGACCCUCCUUAUAUAUUGGAUUCUUGUCGUGUAGGAAAAGAGUGUAAAAUCAAUGUAGGACGAUUUGAAUAACAGUGAUGCAAGGUGGACGAA